AUGGGGGUCGACUACUACAAGGUGCUGCAGGUGGAGCGCGGCGCCUCUGACGUCGAGCUCAAGAAGGCUUACCGGAAGCUGGCCAUGAAGUGGCACCCGGACAAGAACCCCAGCAACAAGAAGGAAGCCGAGGCCAAGUUCAAACAGAUAUCAGAGGCAUAUGAGGUGCUAAGUGAUUCCCAAAAGCGGGCAGUCUAUGAUCAGUACGGGGAAGAGGGGCUUAAGGGUCAGGUCCCACCUCCUGGAGCAGGUAGUCCCAGUGGCUCUUCCUCCUAUGGUGGGAAUGCAUCGACAUUCCAGUUCAACCCUCGCAGCGCUGAUGAUAUUUUUGCCGAGUUUUUUGGGUUCUCAAGCCCAUUCUCAACCAUGGGUGGCAUGGGCGGAGGUGCUGAGAGAGGCAUGAGGGACUCAAGGUUUGGGAUGUUCGGCGAUGACAUAUUUGGGUCCUACCCUCAAUUCCCUGGUGAGGCAUCAAUGCAUGUUCCACAACAGUCUCAGAAGGCUCCUCCAAUUGAGAAUCGAUUGCCAUGCAACCUUGCUGAUCUGUACAAAGGUACCACCAAGAAAAUGAAGAUCUCACGAGAGGUUUUAGAUGCUGGCGGGAGAACUUUGGUUGUUGAGGAGAUCUUAACGAUAGAUAUAAAACCUGGAUGGAAGAAAGGGACAAAAAUAACAUUUCCUGAAAAGGGUAAUGAGGCUCCACAUAUAAUUCCUGCAGAUAUUGUCUUCAUAAUUGAUGAGAAACUCCAUGAUGUAUUCACAAGAGACGGUAAUGAUCUGGUUAUGACUCAGAAGAUUACUUUGGCUGAAGCCUUGACAGAAUGUACUGUUAAUAUAACAGCAUUAGAUGGUCGGAACCUGACAGUACCGGUAAACAACGUCAUCUACCCUGGCUAUGAGGAGGUUGUUCCCAGAGAGGGAAUGCCGAUUCCGAAGGAUUCUUCCAAGAAGGGAAAUCUUAGGAUCAAAUUUAGCAUCAAAUUCCCCACGAGGCUGACCUCGGAGCAGAAAGCAGAAAUCAAGAGGCUACUAGGUUCUUGA
Molecule: messenger RNA, 1041 nt
Organism: Miscanthus lutarioriparius
Lineage: Eukaryota; Viridiplantae; Streptophyta; Magnoliopsida; Poales; Poaceae
Source: the annotation of a GenBank genome assembly